Messenger RNA from Corticium candelabrum, 2328 nucleotides. RefSeq lists its product as uncharacterized. Bases 87 to 2174 code for a protein of 695 amino acids. The transcript has 19 exons. The record is from RefSeq and is a predicted model, not a curated record. Lineage: Eukaryota; Metazoa; Porifera; Homoscleromorpha; Homosclerophorida; Plakinidae.
CAACGUUCAGUUCAACUUCGCAUCGCAUUGUUCUUGCUCAGCUAGGACUUGUCUCUAUAUCUGUGUACAUGCACAGUCUGUAAAACAUGGCAGAAGGCGGAACAUCACCCAAACAAGUGGGUGGAGCUCACCAACAACGCUUUCCAAUUGCAAAUAGACGAAGAGGCGACCUAGGCCUAAUGCAAGUUCCUACUCAAGGUGAUCAUGCAUCACCACAGCAGCAGAGACAGAACAACCAAUUGAGGUCACAAAGAAGCUGUUUUGGAUAUCUUGAAACUCCUAACAGCAACUUACAACCGGAGUUGCCUGCAGGGAAAGACAGAUCUAACUCAGAUUAUGAAAAUGUUCAGAUCAGAGACAACUUCUUGAGUUCACACGACCAAAGUCAAUCUAGGAAACUACCUUCUCCAAAACCAAGAAAACCAGUACGUGAAGACGAAGCAUCAAGACAUCAGUUUAAAGGCCUAGUAACUCAACCAACUGAUGCGGCUACAUUCAAGUAUUGCUUCGAAGGAACAAGAAAAACACCAUCAAAAGAAGAGCACGUUGCAAUGGCUUCAGACUAUUACUCGGAUUCGACAGAACAAGACAUUAAAGUGGUUGAGAAUGACAUUCGCCCUAACCAUGCGCCAUGCAAGACUUCAAUGGAGAUCACCCUGAUACUGCCAACAGGCUAUGUUCUGCAUACUAAAAUGGUCAGAGUCAUCUGGCAAAGCGAAGCUUCAGAACAUUCAUAUCAAAGGGUGACUAAUGGCAAUGCAUCAUUCAAUGGCAGUUGUAUCUAUACUGAAUCCCCUUGCUGGGAUUCCCCUGAAAGAGUAAGAGUAUUGAUAGAAGGCAUACAGGGAGUAGCUCAUACUUUGUACCUGGGACACUUCACCUUUACGGAUACUACACCAACAGAUCAACCAACAUGUGGCCUGCCAUGCCUUCCUACCAACCAUCUUGCUGAAAGUACUCUUAGACAAAUAGCUAUGCUGAUGAAACAAUAUCAAGACAUACUACAGUUGGCUUCCGGAAGUGCUAGCCAGAACAGCCAUGAGAGUACAGAUAGUGGGCUACAAUCAUCAAAGGAGAUAAAUAAACUUCUAGAAGUGUUUAGUAUGUUAACCUCAGUCGUACCUGACAGCAUACAGAAUGACACUGGAGAGAAACAACCAGUUACUUGGUAUUGCUCAACCCAAGUACCAAUAGACGAAAUGGUUACACCUGCAUAUGCCGAUCCUAGCGAUAUCAUUCCUGAAAAUAAAGGUCUAACAGCACCAAGAACAGUAAUGAUUCCUGGUGAUAAAUUUAUCAAAAUGCUAGAAGAUGUUAAACAUAGCAUCAUCAGCUGUGACAAAGCACUGGAAAAGGGAAGGGAGUAUACCUACAUGCCUCUACCUCCUACAACUGGCACCUCAAAAAUGGCUGGGACAACUAGCAAACAAGCUAAAAAAGCAAAAAAUGGGCAUAGCUGGUGGCCACACAUUUUGUGGAAGAAAAAAGGUCAGAAGACUGACUCAAAAUCCUUCACAUCGUCUUCAUCUACAUCAAGCACAGAAACGAGACGACCUCCAAUGCCUCCUCCAAAGCCCAAAAAACAAAACAAAACCUUUAAAGAGCCAGAAACAGAUGAGAGCGCAACAUACCACCAAUCACUGUCAUCCAAUGGGUCAGGAGACUUCCCACACAAUGUCAAAGUUCAGAAGAAAACCCCAACAGCUGCUAAAUCUCCCCGUCCGCUUACAAAAGAGACAACACACCAAAAUGAGCAGACACACACAGAUAGUGUAAUGCAUACUGAUGCUGCCCAGCAAGUAGAAUGCAACAACACCUAUGAAAUUCCACAAUCUGUAACUACAAAACCACCAGACAAGAAGAAAGUAGCUGAAAGCGUCCAGAAUGCUCCAGGAAAGUCAUUAACGGCUAUUGAUGAAUACCAAGUUUCUCAGACAAAUUCCAGAGAUAGAUGCAGCAGUUCAGCCGCAAGUGAACCUCGUAAAAUAAGCGCCGACAGUGCCUAUGGAUCACACCCAAAUUGUGAUAAAAUCCCAUUACAAGACCAUGUUUACGAAAACGUCAAACCCCUAAAACAGCAAAUGAAAUCCAAACAUCACAGAGCAGGUUGUCCAGCUGAAAUAAGACAGUUACAGCACCUUGAACAACUGUCAAAGAAAGUGCAGACUUUGUAGCUCUAUUUUGCUAAUGCACACGUGGAAGGUACUACACUAGAAAUGCUUGCUGUUGCUACGUACAAUGCCUAGUUGACCUUCACGCUUAUAUACUUACGUGUAGCUAUUACCACAAGUGCUAUGUAAUAACCCAGUAAACAUUAAUAUUAAACAA